Messenger RNA from Pogoniulus pusillus (Red-fronted tinkerbird), 4354 nucleotides. RefSeq names its product family with sequence similarity 171 member A1 (gene FAM171A1). Gene Ontology annotation, cellular component: plasma membrane. The coding region runs from base 114 to 2972 and encodes 952 amino acids. The transcript has 9 exons. The record is from RefSeq and is a predicted model, not a curated record. Gene Ontology annotation, biological process: stress fiber assembly; regulation of cell shape. NCBI's taxonomy places the organism in Eukaryota, Metazoa, Chordata, Aves, Piciformes, Lybiidae.
GACAGCGAACGGAGCCGGGCAGUAGCGUGGCGGGGAUCAGCGAAUGGCACCGGGCGGCAUUGAGGUGGAGAACAGCGAAUGGAACCUGCCCGGCAUCGUGGAAGUGACAGCGAAUGGAACCGGGCAGGCACUGGAGUGUGACAGCGGAUGGGGCAGAGCAGCACCGAGGAGUGAUAGCGAACAGAACCGGGGAGGCACCGGGGCCCUGCUGCGCCUGCCGGAAGCAGGACAGCUCCGGCGGCGGCUCCCUCCCUGGCGGCGGCUGGCGGCGACGGGUGGAAAUGAGCAGGUCGGCGGCGCUUCUCCUCUGCCUGCUGGGCUGUAACGUGUGGAAGGCGGUGACCAAAACCUUAGCGGCGCCCGAGGCGGCUCAAGAGGUGACGCUGAAGGUGCACGUCAGCGAUGCCAGCACUCACCAGCCUCUAGCUGAAGCCUUCAUUGAGAUUUUUACCAACCAGAUCUCCAUUGCAUCUGGGACCUCAGGAGCAGAUGGCACUGCCUUCCUCAAGUUUCAGUACAAGCUGGGCAGCCAGCUGACAGUGACUGCCAGCAAGCAUGCCUAUGUGCCCAACUCUGCACCCUGGAAACCUGUGAGGCUGCCUGUGUUCUCCUCGCUGAGUCUCGGCCUGCUGCCCGAACGCUCUGCCACCCUCAUGGUCUACGACGACGUAGUCCAGAUAGUCUCAGGAUUCCAAGGCGCUCGGAGCCAGCCCCAGGUGCACUUCCAGAGGAGGUCUGUCAGGCUGCCAGAGAACAGCAGCUACAGCGACCUGACAGCUUACCUGACUGCAGCCAGCUCGCCCUGGGAGGUGGACAGCUUCCCCUACCUGCAGGGGCUGGAUGGGAACGGAACAGGGAACAGCACCAGGUACGACCUGACCCCUGUGACCGCCGUCAGCGUGCACCUCCUGAGCAGCGACGGGACGCCGGUGCCCGUCAACGGCCCCAUCUAUGUCACGGUGCCGCUGCCGCCCAACUCCAACCUGAAGCACAAUGCCCACGUCCCGGCCUGGAGGUUCGACCAAAAGUUUGGGACAUGGCUGAAGAGUAGCCUGGGCCUGGUACAGCAAGAAGGGAACCAGCUGACCUGGACCUACAUCGCACCUCAGCUGGGCUACUGGGUCGCAGCUAUGUCCCCUGCCACCCCAGGUCCCAUUGUGACUCACGACAUUAGCAGCUACCACACCAUGUUCCUGCUGGCCAUCCUGGGGGGGAUGGCUCUCAUCCUCCUGGUCUUGCUCUGUCUGCUUCUCUAUUACUGCAGAAGAAAGUGUCUGAGGCCUCGUCAGCACCAUAAGAAGCUGCAGCUCUCCACAGCCCUGGACACAUCCAAGAAGGACCAGGCCACCUCCAUGUCCCACAUCAACCUGAUCUUCUCUCGCCGCGAGUCGGAGUUCCCCGGCGGCCUGUCGGUGGCCAGCAACGGGCACGCCGACAGCUCGGGCGCCAAGGAGCUGCUGGGCGCCGUGCACAUGGAGAUGGCAUCGCCCGGCGGGGAGGCAGACAUGCACACGCCCAUGCUCAAGCACUCCUUCAGCACCUCGCAGGAGUUCAGCUCCCGAGAGGAGCUGCUGUCCGACAAGGAGCAGGAGAAGAGCAGGCUGUCCCUGGCGGAGCUGACGCCCCGCGGGUCGCUGCGGAAGGGCUACCACCAGUCGGCAGACAGCUUCCCCCUCCAGAGGAGGCAGUCCAGCGAGGUGGCCGAGUGCUACGAGUCCCCUGGCAAAGAGGAGUACCGGAGGAGCUACAACGCCAUGCUGUCCCAGCCCUUGUUUGAGAAGCAGGAGAGGGAAAUCCAAGUGUCCAUGGCCCACCUAGCUGCGGGCAGCAAGUACAACGUGCAGGAGCAGCUGUACCCCCCGCCCGCCGCCCCCGAGAAGGAGCUGCUGGACUGCAGGCCUGCCGACUGCCUGAUGUCUCGCUCGGUGGACCACCUGGAGAGGCCAACGUCGUUCCCUCGGCCGGGCCAGCUCAUCUGCUGCAACUCCGUCGACCAGGUCAACGACAGCGUUUACAGGAAGGUCCUGCCCGCCCUGGUCAUCCCGGGGCACUACAUGAAGCUGCCGGGAGAGCACCCUUUCGUCAGCCAGCCCCUGGUCGUCCCAGCUGACCAGCAGAUUGACAUAGAAAGACUGCAGGCUGAGCUUCCGAACCCCCACGCCCGGCUUUUCCCGCACCCCCCGCAGCAGCUGCAGCCCCAGCAGUUGGCCUCCCAAGCGGUGUCUCAGCAGCACCUGCAGGACGCGGGCGCGGCCGAGUGGAGCCAGCAGGGCGCGGCCAUGUCCGAGUCCAUCUCCAUCCCUGCCUCCCUCAACGACGCCUCCCUGGCCCAGAUGAACAGCGAGGUCCAGCUCCUGACGGAGAAGGCUCUGAUGGAACUGGGGGGCGGGAAGCCCCUGCCCCAUCCCCGGGCGUGGUUCGUGUCUCUGGACGGGCGCUCCAACGCCCACGUGAGGCAUUCCUACAUCGACCUGCAGAGAGCCGGCAGGAACGGCAGCAACGACGCCAGUUUGGACUCCGGUGUGGACAUGAACGAGCCCAAAUGCGGGCGGAAGGGGAGAGCGGAGCCGCUGCCCGCGGGGCAGGGGCAGGGGCAGGCGGCGGAGCUGCAGCAGCGAGAGCGGCAGGGCGCGGGCGGCGCAGCCUACACCCAGCUGGUCUACCUGGACGACAUGGACCAGAGCGGCAGCGAGUGCGGCACCGCCGGCUGCAGCCCCGAGGACAAUGCCCUGCGCUGCCUGCUGGAGGGCAGCGCCAAGAGGAGCGGCGUGCAGCUGCCCAGCCUCCAGGAGGAGAGCAGGACUGCGGAUACCAAACCAGAGCCAUUAACUAGUCCCGAACACGGAACCUCGGUCCGAGACGAGGAGGAGGAGGACGACGAGGAGGACGAGGAAGACGACCAAGGCGAAGAUAAGAAGAGCCCUUGGCAGAAACGGGAGGAAAGACCUCUAAUGACUUUCAAUCUAAAGUGAGCUGUCCUGAGAAUCCACCCUGCAGUGGAGGAUCAAAUUGCCAAAUAUUCUUUCUGUGGAAGUGCUUGAGUCUGAUCUCUGAUUUUUAACCGUUCUGGGGUCGGUUUGGUUUUGUUUUCAGUUUCUUUGGUUUGGUUGUUGUCGUUGUGGAGAGAAAAAGAGCAAAACAAACUGUGGUGGUGAGCGACGUUUGAGAGAACUUCAGUGCAUUACUGUGUAAAUGUUAGAGAAGAAUUAAAAUCAUUCCUUUGACCCCCAGGGCUGCCCCCUCCCCACCCCCCACGGCAGCCAAGCUGAGCAAAGAGUGUGAUUGUGAUUCCAUAUACUUGAGCUUGGUCAUCCAGGACCUUCUUUGGGUUGCUUUCUGACCUCAAUCUCCUGAUGUCUGGGGAGCUGGAGAAGCAUUUUGGGGGGUGGGUUUUGGUUGGGGUUGUUUCCUAGGCCAGCUUUCUGCUGACAGUGCUACUGAGAGUACCCAAGAAGCACUCCGGCGGCUUCCCACACCGUGCAUUACCUGCAGCAGAGGCUAUGCAUCGCUGCUUUUCUGUUCUAAGGAAGGGUUUGCUUCUCUUGAGCUUUUUUGUUGGUGGGAUUCCCCCCCCCCCCCCCCUUCAUUUUACAAGUUGGUUGUAAACCUUUUUCUAUCCUUUUGAUUCUGAACUCCUCAGCAAUUUCCUUUUUGUUCUGGUGUAAAAGCUGCAGGAAACUCGAGUAGCAUUCCCUUAGCAUUGAAGCCUUUUGAUGAAACCAAACUGAACUUUGUCUCCACUUUAAAGAUUUCCUCCAAUUCUGGUCCCCUUUACUCAAAGUGCCUUUUUUACAGUCACACUGAACACUCCCCUCCUUUUGCUAACUCCUUUGCAUUGGGAUUUUAUAAGCCCCUGACCUUCUCUACCUUCUUUUAUUUCUUUGGAAGCUGCAUGCCAAGAGUCCCAUUUUGUGCUGAGCAUUCCUCAUUUCAGUGUAUUCUGUAGCUAUCCUUGUAUGUUGUGGAAUUCUGUUUAGCCAGGGUUAGACUUUAGGAGAGAGACAUUUGGAAGGGCCCAGAGUAGCCAAGAAGAUAGUUCCACUGACUGUAUAUAUUUGCUAGUUCCUUCUGGAAUCAGGAGCUGACCAUGCUCGUAUAAAAUGAACUGCAGGCCCAGAAAGUGGACUGGAAUGUGUCUAGAAAAAAAAAAAACCCAAGAGAAAACAAUUGGGAAAGAAAAAGAGGAAAAAAAAAGAGACACCCUCCCCCUCAAACCCUGUACUAUCCAAAAGUGCCAGAACUGACUCUUCUGUGCUUUCUCCAUACAGAGCUGCUUGGUUAUCCAAAAAUUAUAACUGAAAAUAAACUGAAAAGAAAAAAAAACAACAAACAAACCCAAAAGACUCUGGGUGGU